AUGCCAACACAAGCACCAGAUAGUGGCAAUCAAAUUAUUAAACCACCGGGACUGACCACCGACUACGAUAGCGAUAUGGAAGACAAUGGCUGGCGACUUGCUUUAUCGAAGGGCAUGAGGAAGCGCAUGAAGGCCUUGAGGCUGGACGCAAAUGACUUCCAGAAAGUACCUGCAGAUUUGAUGGUCGAUUGGAAAACUCUCUCCUUCCCGCCGGAUGAUAGUACUUCUACUUUACGUGCAAAGUUCGACUCCGCUUUCAACAAAUUUCUUCGUCUAUCUUCCAUUGAGACGCUAAAUAUUCAAAUGGUGAGAAGCAUAUUAGGGCACCUUCGAAAUAGUCGGCGCAUUUUAAAAACCUCCUCCCCUGCAACCAUUCUCUGUUUGGGCCUGGGCAAUCCUGCUCUAUAUACCUCAAGUUUAAAUCAAUUGGCUUUACUUGCUGCCUUGGUAAAGCUCUCUGAAGGCGCAUUUUUGCCUGAAAAGACCUUUAUCUAUGACCCACUGAUGAAAAAGAUUGCUAGAGAUUUUAUCCGAAGCCUUGGAUUUCGCAUUUUAUCGUCCAAUUUUGAAGGUCAGUAUCGUCUUCCCCGUGAUAAAGACGUUUUCGUCUUCCUUCCCUUCACCCCAGCGGCUUUGGCAGAGAAUUUAAUUGCCAUCAAUUGGGACAAAGGGGUGCUUAAUCGACUCACCUUCCUUUCUAAUCCAAUAAUACCACGAUCUGAUAGUUCUGACCUGACAGCGACGCCUCAUGUCUCCCUCCUGCAACCCUAUCGACGCUUCGCAAAAAUUGACACCAAAGAUCGCGAUUUUCGAGCGCUCCAAGUUGAAUGGUUUGACAUCCCUCCUGAAGUGAAAUUAGGGAGCAUUUUGGGGAAUGGUGCUUUUUCUCCACUUAUCACACCUUUUCACAAAGUUAAAUCUUUUAUCGACGGCGAGGAUGAUGCCGAGACUGUUAAUCAAUUGUCCUAA
Molecule: messenger RNA, 969 nt
Organism: Rodentolepis nana
Lineage: Eukaryota; Metazoa; Platyhelminthes; Cestoda; Cyclophyllidea; Hymenolepididae
Source: the annotation of a GenBank genome assembly